AUGCAGCACGGCACCCUCCCGCACGGCCUGCCCCUGCGCUUUGCCGACCUCGCCGUCCCAGAUCCUGGCGGUCGCGCCGGCACCGACCAGCUCGUCGAUGACCUCAAGGCCUCGCUCGUCGACCUCGCCACCGGUGGUCCGCUCCGCAGGGCCUACGCGAGCGUCCGCAAGGGCGAGCGCGCCCAGGGCAAGCUCCUCGUCGCCGGCGUCGAGGGCGUCGUCAACCAGGGCGAACUGCUCCUCGUCAUCGGCCCGCCGACGGCAAACGCCUCGAUCCUCGUCCGCGCCCUGUCGUGCUCGGACGACCUGCCCCUGUCCCCAACCUCGCACCUCGACUACGGCCUCGUCGACUACCGCAACGCGCACCGCCCGACCCUGUUCCCUCGCGCCGGCCGCGACAACUCGCGCAACCUGCGCUCCCAGGUCGUCUACAUGGACGACCGCGACGUGCACUUUGCGACCCUGUCGCUCGCGUCGACCCUGCGCCCGGCGGCCGCGGCCAAGACGCCCGAGCACCGCCCGGACGGCUCGACGCGCGCCCAGUGGCGCGACCAGCUCGUGCGCGGCGUCGUCGACGCGCUCGGGCUCGCGCACGCCCUCGCGACGCCCGUCGGGUCCCCGCUCGUGCGCGGCCUGUCCGGCGGUGAGCGCAAGCGCGCGUCACUCGCCGAGGCGCUCGUCGCGCGCGCCGCCGUCCUCCUCCUCGACGGGCCCUUCAACGGCCUCGACUCGUCGACCGCCGUCGCCAUGCUCGAGUACCUGCGCGCGUACGCGACCGACGGCAGGCGCUCGGUCGUCGUCACGACCCCGCACUGCGCCGACGCCCUGUACGACCAGUUCGACAAGGUCCUCGUCCUCGACGCGCGCGGGCGCCAGGUCUUUUUCGGCCGCACCCAGGACGCUCAGCCGUACUUUGAGCAGCGCGGGUUCGUGCGCCGCGUCGACCUGGGCGAGGGCACGGCCGAGUUCCUCGUCGGCUGCAUCGAGGGCCGACACAACGACGUCGACCUCGAGCGGCGGUGGCACCUCUCGCCGCAGCGCAAGCAGCUCCUGCACGAGCUCGAAGAGACGUACCGGAACGCUCACCCGUUCGACCGGUGCGCCGGCCCGCUGUUUGCGGCCCUGCGCGACGAGAAGAGCGCGUUCACGCCCAAGUCGUCGCACUACACCGUGUCGUUCGCGCGCCAGGUCGCCCUCUUGACGCGUCGCCAGUACGCCCUCAUCCGGUCCGAGCUGCCGAGCUACACGACCAAGACGGUCGUCAACCUCCUCCUGUCGGUCACGGUCGGCACCUUGUUCCUGCGCCUGCCGCCGACGACCGAGCACGCGUUCACGCGCGGCUCGCUCCUCCUCCUGUCCAUCAUGUUCAACGCGUACCUGUCGCUCGCCGAGCUCGGCAAGACGAUCGAGGGCCGCGACAUUGUCAAGCGCCAGGGCGACUACGGCCUGUUUUCCUCGUCGGCGCUCGCCGUCGCCCGCGUCUUGGGCGACCUGCCCCUCAUCGGCGUCCAGUGCGCCCUGUUUGGCACCAUCACGUACCUCCUCGCCGGGCUCCAGCCGACGUUCAGGGCGUUCGCGACCUACCUCGUGUUCGUGUACGCGACGGCGCUCAACCUGUCGUGCCUGUUCCGCAUGGUCGCCGCCUUGAGCCCCAACUUUGAGGGCGCGAUCCGGUUCUGCGGCGUCGCCCUCAACGUCCUCGUCAUGUACGCCGGCUACUUUAUCCCGACGCCGUCGAUGCGGCCUUGGCUCAAGUGGGUCCACUACGUCGUCGACCCCAUCUCGUACUCGUACGAGGCGGUCCUCGCCAACGAGUUCCACGGCCUGUCGCUCGCCUGCUCGCCCUCGGACAUCGUCCCUUCUGGGCCCUCGUACGACGCCCUGUCGGACCUGUACAAGACGUGCACCCUCCCCGGCUCGACCCCGGGGUCCCUCGCCGUCUCGGGCGACACGUACCUCGCGCUCGCGUACGAUUUCCACUACGCGCGCGUGUGGAAAAACCUCGGCGUGCUCGCGCUCCAGGCCGCCGUCUUUCUCGCCGUCGGCGUUGCGGCGACCGACGUGCUGCACUUUGCGCCCGGUGGGUCGAGGCGCGUGUGGAACCGCACGAGGGCGGUCAAGAGGAGGCUGUUUGGCGACAAGUGGAGGCGCGAGAGGGGGAGCGGCGACUAUGGCGAGCGGGGCGCCGUCGGUUCUGGGGGUGGGGGUGGGGCGACAGGGGGCGAGAACGGGCGCGGUGCGGCGGGGCAGGAGAGGGCGAGGAGGCCGUCGGCGGAGGAGAUGCGGCUGCUCGACGAGGAGGAGGGACGCGACUGGCGCGAGGGGGGCGUCGACGAGGGCGAGGACGAGGGCAGCGUCGAUGGGACGCCGCUGUAUGGCUCAGAGCAGGACGAGGACGAGCCGGUCGAGCUCGAGGGGUCGGUGCUCGCGUGGAACAACGUCUCGCUGUGGAUCGACACCGAGCUCGAGACUCGCCGUCUGCUCGACCGCGUCUCGGGCUACAUCAAGCCCGGGAGGGUCUGUGCGCUCCUCGGCGCGAGCGGCGCCGGCAAGUCGACUCUGCUCAACACGCUCGCGGGCCGGAGCCCGGGCGUCGUGCGCGGGACGAUCCGGGUCGACGGCGUCGCGCCCGACAGCGACUUUUACCGCAACACGGGCUACGUCGAGCAGUUUGACCUUCACGACGACCGCUCGUCGGUGCGCGAGGCGCUCGAGUUCUCGGCCCUCCUCCGUCAAGACGCCUCGAUCCCGGACGCCGACAAGCUCGCCUACGUCGACCACGUCCUCGACCUGCUCGACCUGUCGCACCUCCAGGACGCCAUCAUCGGUACGCCGUCGGCCGGGCUCAACGCCGAGCAGCGCAAGCGCCUCACGAUCGCGGUCGAGGUCGUCAGUCGCCCGGCCAUCCUGUUCUGCGACGAGCCGACGACGGGCCUCGACACCAAGAGCGCGCUUCGCGUCGUCAAGCUCUUGCGCCGGCUCGCGAGGACCGGCCUCGCUUCGGCCGAGACGUUCGGCAUCUUUGACGACCUUCUGCUGCUGCAACGAGGCGGCAAGCAGGUCUACUUCGGCGCUCGCAAGGAUGCCGUCUCGUACUUCUCGCGCGACCCCAACGUCAACGAGGCCGACGCGCCGUCGUUCACCAACCCGGCCGACUUCCUCCUCGACGUGAGCAAGACCGGCGUCGACGUCCCGGACGAGGACCUCGGCGAGGUGGACGACCUCGACGUCCUGUCGAAGCGGUGGUCGAGCUCGUCCGAGAGCAGCGCCGUCAAGCAGGAGCUCGUUCAGCUCGGCGCGCCGGUCAACACGCGCGACGACAAGACGACUCGCCUCAUGCGCAAGCCGCCACCGCCGUCGGCGUCGGUCUGGCGCCAGUGCGCGCUCCUCACCAAGCGCGUCUCGCGGCACUACUACCGCGACCCGAGCUUCUCGUACACCAAGCUGUUCACGUCGACGAUCGUGCCCCUCAUCGUCGGCCUGUCGUUCUUCCUCGUCGGCCGCGAGCGCACCAUCGUCUCGUUCCAGAACCGCAUGUUCAGCGUCUUCCUCCUCCUGUUCGUCCCCGUCGUGUGGAUGAACGCCAUCAUCUUCAAGGUGCACGCCCUGCGCGGCCUGUGGGAGGCGCGAGAGCGCCCGAGCCGCAUCUAUGGCCGCACGGCGUUCGUCACGAGCCUGCUCGUGAGCGAGGUGCCCUACUCGGUCGUCUGCGGCGCGGCCUACUUUGUCCUGUGGUACUUCCUCGUCGGGCUCCCGUUCAAGGCGUCGACGAUCGGGUUCUCGUUCCUCCUCAUCCAGAUCUUCUUCUUCUUCCAGUCGACCUGGGCCCUGUGGAUCGUGUGCCUGUCGCAGUCGCUCGGCACGGUCGCCAACCUCCUCCCCUUCUUCCUCGUCGCCAUGGAGGCGUUCAACGGCUCCCUCAUCGCGUACCACCAGAUGCCCGUCUACUACCGGUGGCUCUACUGGGUUUCGCCGUUCCAGCACUACGUGCGCGCCAUGCUCGGCGCCCUCCUGCACGGCCAGCCGGUCGAGUGCGCCGGGUUCGAGGUCGUCUCGUUCCGCCCGCCGCCCGACUCGACCUGCGCCACCUAUGCCGCCGAGUACCUGCGCACGCACGCCGGCUACCUCCUCUCGCCCGACGCGACCGAGGCGUGCGACUUUUGCCCGAUGAGCACCGGCGACGACUUUCUCUCGUCGCUCAACAUCUCGCACGGCGACCGCUGGACGUCGCUCGCCGUCCUCGCCGCCUACUCGCUGUCCAACAUUGCCAUCACCUACUACCUCGUCUUUGUCCCCCUGCGCGUCCCCGACUGGCUGUCGACGCUCGUCACAAAGGCGACCGGCCGCACGGGCGUCGGGAGGAAGCGCGCCGAGCAGGUGGCGGCCGAGGAGUGGGCGCGCGAGCUCGCGUUCGAGCGCGAGCACCCGGAGGUGCACGCGACGACGAUGGCGCACGACUCGUUCGCUUGAUGGAGCGCGUGUGUGGGAGAGGUAGAUCUUGUGUGGAUAGAGUCUUGUAGAGCACGGCGAAAAGCAGCGUCGAACUGCAACCUCGAGGCGCACUGUCCUCGUCCGCCCCCGCGCAGCG
Rhodotorula graminis WP1 is the source of this 4588-nucleotide messenger RNA. RefSeq lists its product as uncharacterized. Gene Ontology annotation, cellular component: membrane. Gene Ontology annotation, biological process: transmembrane transport. NCBI's taxonomy places the organism in Eukaryota, Fungi, Basidiomycota, Microbotryomycetes, Sporidiobolales, Sporidiobolaceae. The coding region runs from base 1 to 4470 and encodes 1489 amino acids. Gene Ontology annotation, molecular function: ABC-type transporter activity; ATP hydrolysis activity; ATP binding. The transcript has 10 exons. The record is from RefSeq and is a predicted model, not a curated record.